This is a messenger RNA of Kwoniella shivajii, 432 nucleotides long. RefSeq lists its product as uncharacterized. The transcript is spliced from 3 exons. Bases 1 to 432 code for a protein of 143 amino acids. The record is from RefSeq and is a predicted model, not a curated record. Lineage: Eukaryota; Fungi; Basidiomycota; Tremellomycetes; Tremellales; Cryptococcaceae.
AUGACUCUUAUCUUGACAACUCUCAUACUGUUUUUGAGGCUCACCCUUGCAUCAUCAAUUCGACAACUAGGUACUCAUCCGCCACCUGUUUUACCUGAUGGUACAAUCGUUUCCCCUCAAUAUAUGGGCUGUAUCAACGAGCAAAGAUUCUACAACUUGAUCGCCAACGGAACUGGUCUUGCUUCAGGUUUAACAAGUAUCCAGUCGGAUAAGGGGCUUUGUACCGAAUACUGCACUCGACAAGGUCCCAUCUAUAGCGACGCUUAUUAUCGUCAAGCAAGUCAACAGUGCUAUUGCGCCGAAUACCUUUCGCCCACCACAACCAGUAAUAUGGCAGAAGCGUUAGAUUCAUAUGGCAGUUGCAGAUCAGCCGAUGCGAGCAUCCUGUUCAUUGAGAUUUGCGUUUAUGCUAACUCGAUCGCGACCGUGUAG